Molecule: messenger RNA, 1278 nt
Organism: Miscanthus lutarioriparius
Lineage: Eukaryota; Viridiplantae; Streptophyta; Magnoliopsida; Poales; Poaceae
Source: the annotation of a GenBank genome assembly
AUGGGGUGUGGUCCAUCAAUCCCCGAGAAGUACAGCAUACGAGGGAAAGGGCGCAAGCGCCGGAGCAUCAUACAGGAGGUUGCUGUGUUCGUGCCCACCAUCCGCAUACCGGUGGCUUCUGACAUAGCUCAUCCACUCAGGGGAAUAGUUUCCAAGGAUCUCGUCGAUCGCCUCUCCACACUCCGUGCUCAUGUCGUUGCGCUGGCUGAAGAAAUCUAUUCUGCGGACGUAUCAGCUGUUCAAGAACUGCAACAUGCGUUAGAGGAGUACUUACCAGUUGUUCUUGGUUUAACAAUGAAAGAGAGCCGUCUUGAAUCAUCAGUACAGUUCAGAUGGAAGACCCUAGACGAUGACCAGGAGUGUUGUUUGGCGAGUGCAUGGUACGAGGUGCUCUCAGUGGUCCACAUGAUGGCCAUGCUUGCAUUGUUUGAGGCUAAUCUAUUACUCAUUCCAAAGAACAGUCAAGUUGGUGGUGAAAGGAAGGUAUCAGAAGAUGCAAAGAAGGAUGUUGUGGAUUCAUUGCUGAGGGCGUCGGGAUGCUUAGACUAUUCCGUGCAUCGCAUACUUGUUCAAAUACCUGCACAAGUCAAAAAGAGUUUUCCUAGUUACUUGCAGGAGGGUAUGCUUGAGGCCAUCUCAAUUCAGGCAUUGGCUCAGUGUGUAGAAGUACAGCUUGGCUUGGCUUCUGAAUGUGAAAAGGCAACAUUGUCAGUAAAGAGGAGGCUAGCCUGUGAGCAAGUUAGUUAUUUUUCUCAGGCUCACUAUUGUCUGUCGGGAUGCGAUACAAGUGACUCGUAUGGAAAGAAGCUUCUGCUGUUCCUGAAGUGGAAAUGCAUGGAGGCUAAGGCUGCAGCAUAUUACUACCAUGGUCUCGUACUCGACAAGGGCGGUGAACCGGCCAACCAUAUCAGCGCAGUCUGCUGCCUCUCUGCAGCUGAUGACCUACUUUCAGACAGCAAAAGGGCUUGCUUGAGUUUCUGCUUGGCAAAUCCUGUCACAAGGGUACCUCCUCCUUGGGGUGUCAUGAAAAACAUGCACAAAAAAAUUCCAGAUGUCGCUUACAAGAAGUUUCAAGUGCAUGGGCAUCUGUUUGAGCAAAACAAGAAUAGCACACUUCAAUCGGUUCCUGAUCUACCAGAGUUUGCGUUGUCACUGAGACCGGAAGGAUACGAGUUGCCAAACACUGAUUCAAUCUGGGAGAAUGUUAAUGGCCAACCUCAGAUUCAGAGCCUCAAGGAGCAUCUGAAAGAUGGCGAAGAUGAAGUAGAUUCAAAAUGA